CAGUCUUCUCGUUACUGCCGCGAGCUGCAUAUCAUCCCUAUACGAUGGUACUAACAAGCGUUGUAUUCAUCAUUCUUGCGUCGUUGUGUGGUGUCAGAGACGUACAUGCUGAUACCAAUUUGGCAGCCUUCUCUAGAAAACUAAACAUGCUGGACAGAACGACCCAGGCGUGGAAAGGCACAUUUGCUGAUUUGGGGACUGAAAUGAGUAACAAUUUUGACUUGCUGAAAGAAGAACUGACUGGCACGUUCAUCCCUGCCUUGAUAAAGCCUCUAGUGAAGCAAGCGAUUACUGGCAUCCUGAAAGAAGAAUACGUGGGGAAUAUUAUCAGCGGACGAGUUCUUGCUGUAGUUACCAGCCUGAAAACUAGAGUACACAACACAAAGACACAACUUCGCUCAGUUAAACGAAAGAUCAGACAAGUUAAACGCGAAAGAGACUCUUACAAAGAGAGUCUUGGCAAACUACGAGGCGAGCUGACCAAAGACAUCCAUAGGAACUUUCAGGGAAUACAGCAAAGGAUACAGGAACUUGAGGAACGUGAUGCGCUGCGUGAGAAACCCAUCCAAGACUUGACUGAACAAAAUCAAAAAGCCUCGAUCGACCAGAGUCGGGACCGGAGCAACAGAGAAAAGGCUGCACAGAUGACGACAGUGACGACCAAUGCCUCGAGUGAUCCGAGUCGGACCGAGAGGACACAAGUGGCGACCACAGAAAAGCCUGCUACACAGGCCUCGAUCGACCAGAGUCGGGACCGGAGCAACAGAGAAAAGGCUGCACAGAUGACGACAGUGACGACCAAUGCCUCGAGUGAUCCGAGUCGGACCGAGAGGACACCAGUGGCGACCACAAAAAAGCCUGCUACACAGGCGACUCCAUCACCAGCAGACUGCAGCCGCCUCAUUGACGCCAGCUGGAGGGGGGAGCUGGAUGAGGUGAAGCGGCUCCUGUCUCUUGGCGUCGACGUCAAUUGUAGGGGAUGGAGGAACUGGACACCGUUGAUGUGGGCAGCAGGGUAUGGAAACAGUGACGUGGUGCAGCUCCUGGUGAGUAAAGGGGCCGAUGUGUCACUGGUGGACGUGGUCGGUGUAAACAUCCUUCACUUCGCCGGUUGGGGAGGAGACUUAGAGACGGUGAAGUUUGUGCUGUCACUGAACGUGGUGGACAUCGACGCCAGGGACAAGGAGGGGAAGACAGCGGCGGACUAUGCUAGAUCCAAUAGAUAUCCGCGAGUGGUGGAUCUGCUCGAGUCCCGUGGCGCUCAGUGACGUUAGUGUCGUGUUUGUGUAGAUGGUGGAGGAGACCUGACAGUGACGUGGUGUGCCGUUCACGUCGUCGUGUGUAAAUAUGUCUUUAUUUACGUGGAACUGUUUGCUGUUUUUGGAGAUGAAUAAAACGUGUAAAAAAA
Messenger RNA from Haliotis rufescens (red abalone), 1408 nucleotides. RefSeq names its product palmitoyltransferase AKR1-like. NCBI's taxonomy places the organism in Eukaryota, Metazoa, Mollusca, Gastropoda, Lepetellida, Haliotidae. Gene Ontology annotation, molecular function: protein binding. Bases 45 to 1268 code for a protein of 407 amino acids. The record is from RefSeq and is a predicted model, not a curated record. The transcript is spliced from 7 exons. Gene Ontology annotation, biological process: regulation of barbed-end actin filament capping. Gene Ontology annotation, cellular component: cytoplasm; nucleus.